This is a messenger RNA of Neurospora crassa OR74A, 2667 nucleotides long. It is a transcript of the gene un-1, whose product is annotated as serine/threonine protein kinase, variant. Gene Ontology annotation, molecular function: protein kinase activity; ATP binding. Gene Ontology annotation, cellular component: site of double-strand break; nucleus; cytoplasm. Bases 514 to 2304 code for a protein of 596 amino acids. The transcript is spliced from 2 exons. Lineage: Eukaryota; Fungi; Ascomycota; Sordariomycetes; Sordariales; Sordariaceae. Gene Ontology annotation, biological process: protein phosphorylation; mitotic G2 DNA damage checkpoint signaling. The record is from RefSeq and is a predicted model, not a curated record.
AAACCGGGACACUGGACGAGGAGUCAUCACCUUACCAACACGCGACCUGCAUUUGCACGUGAAGUGUCCAUAGUGUUUGUACAACACCCGCCAGAACAGGUGAGGUUAGCUCAGUGUUCACAUAUGUAUGGUGAACGUCUGAAUACGCGACUCUCUUCCUCUGACACGCUCUUGGCAUUAACCGGUCUGUUGUCCAUCAAAAUGGUGAGUGCUUUUUGCCUCCACCUUUCCAUCUCGAUUUGCGCUUUUCCUUUUUAGGAACUUUGUUUUGGUUUGAUACUUCUAGGCGGCGGCUCUCGCCACUUGCUUGCGCCAGGCAUCAGCCUAACACUUAUACAAACUAACCCAACCACCAUUUUUGAUGGAAACACACACUUGAUUGCUGACUGCGCACGAACCGACGGAGCGCAUUCCUUUAAACCCUUGAACUCUCUUGAAAUCCCGCAUAUUUUCGUCUAUCUCACUUGUACUCCAAUCUUCGUAAUCGUAAUUGCGUCCGUUGUUGACGGCAAAAUGCAACAGUCUCAGCUGGACCCUCUUCCUUCAGAUCUUCCUUUCCGCAUCAUCUCCAAGACCAUCGGACGGGGAGCAUACGCCUCAAUAAAAAAGGCGAUACCCCUCGACGCACCGUCACCGGUAUUUGCCGUCAAGCUCAUCCACAAGGAGUAUGCCGUAAGACAUGGCAGGAUAUCGGCGAAGCAGAUUGCCAUGGAGGUAUCGCUACACUCACAUAUUGGCCAGCAUCCAAACGUGAUUGAGUGGUUCGCUACUGGCGAAGACAGGAUCUGGAGAUGGAUUGCCAUGGAGUAUGCUGAAGGAGGUGACCUUUUCGACAAGAUUGAGGCAGAUGUUGGCCUGGAGGAGGAUAUUGCUCACCUCUACUUUCAGCAACUGAUCAGCGGCGUCAGUUUUAUGCAUUCAAAGGGCGUUGCCCAUCGCGACCUCAAACCCGAGAACAUCCUCCUUUCCGAGAGCGGCAUCCUGAAAAUCGCAGACUUUGGUAUGGCCACCAUGUUCGAAUACAAGGGUGCACGAAAACAAAGUUCGACCAUGUGCGGGAGCCCGCCUUACAUCGCUCCGGAGGUUUUACAUUGUGCGAGGCAGAGGGAACGAAGGGCACCAUCGUCCGAGCAGACCAAGUACUCGGCCGAUCUUGUCGAUAUCUGGUCCUGCGGCGUCAUUCUCUUCGUCCUCCUGGUCGGCAACACCCCCUGGGAUGAGCCUACUCCCGGUAACUGGGAGUUCAAAGAAUAUGUCCGCACAAGCGGCCGGAGCACCGACCCGCUCUGGCAACGGGUGCCCUCUGACGCCCUCUCGCUCCUCCGGGGCAUGAUGAACAUCGAAGCCAACAAACGCUUCUCCUUCACCCAGAUCCGCCAACACCCCUGGUACACGCGGCACAACCCGCUGCUGAACGCUGAAGGCAUGGUUAUUGACCCCAUCGCGCUCGCUGCCCAAAUGCUCGCCCGUCUCCGCAUCGACCUUCGCGCCGCCGUCUUCCAACCGCCACCGGCUUCCCAGCCCGACUCCGCCAUCGAAAGCGACUGGUCCAGCAAGGUUCUGUCCGCAACGCAACCCGAGACCCCGAUAAACGACGCCCUCUUCGACUGGGAACGCCCUGCGCCCCGGACGCUCGGCUCCUGCGCCAUCUCUUCAACCCAGCCGGUCGCGCGUAACGACGCCGCGGCCGUCAACCUGACCGCCACCACUCCCCGCACAACCAUGACAACCAUGAUGACCCCCAACAGCAUCCCCAGCAGUACCGCUUCCAAGAAUAAAAUCCCCUACUCCUCGGCCCUCGAAGCCCUAGCCGACGAGCCCACCAUGAGCCAGUUCUCUGCCGUGCCCGGCGUGCCGCUUUCCCUGACGCAACAUGCCCGCCGCUUCCGCGACAUCGUCCCCUCAUACUCGCUUACGCGCUUCUUCUCGCACGUGCCACCCGCUCUGCUGGUACAAAUGCUCCGCGACGCGCUGCACCAGCUCAAUGUACCGCUGCCGUCGACAUCACCCAAUACCUCCUUUGAGGGUGAUGUAGAUCAUAUUGUCACGCUCAAGAUCAAGACGGUUGAUGGGCGCAGGCAGAGCUUGCAUGGUGAUAUAUUGGUUGAUCGGUAUCAUUUGGUUUACGGGAAUGGGACGUCGUCGAUGCAGUAUGGUGGGAUGAACGUCGAUGAGGAGGAGGAAUUGCCGGAGUUGUUGGAGGUGAGGUUUGUCAAGAUCAAGGGGGAUCCGUUGGAGUGGAGGAGGUUCUUCAAGAAGGUAGCUGUGCUUUGUCGGGAUGGCAUUUGGAAUAAUAAUGACUGAGAGAGAGAGAGACUAGAAUGUUUGUGGUGGUGGUGGGAGACUAAAAGUUAUGAGCUAGGAGAGAGAAAAGCUUUCUGGAUGAUGGGGGUUUGGGUACCUACCUACUUAGGCUUCUGGAUUCCGCUGGAUUGGAAGUGGUUCUUGCAUUACAAACUUCUUUGCUUGGUGUUGUGGUAUCCUAACAUAUUCCUUGGCAUGUUCGGCGUUUUGUACAUAGGUAUGGAAGAAGUAGAGAGGUGGAGAAUACUGACGUCCCCCCCCCCCCCCUUAAUCAAGGACUUUCAUAGGUAGGCAGAGGACAACUUUGAUGAUAGGCUACGGUCUCGCUAAGUAACUUGGUCAUGCAAAAAUACUGUUCAGUCC